Messenger RNA from Oxyura jamaicensis (ruddy duck), 4236 nucleotides. Its product is annotated as KIAA1755 ortholog. The record is from RefSeq and is a predicted model, not a curated record. NCBI's taxonomy places the organism in Eukaryota, Metazoa, Chordata, Aves, Anseriformes, Anatidae.
CCCUCCCCUCCCCUCCCCCGCCAGCGGGGCUUGCUCUUUUUUUUCUUCUUUUCUUUCUUUCUAUUUUUUUUUUCCCACAUUGACGCGGCCGGUGGGAGGGAGCCUGCCCGUCGGACGGCCCGGGCGCGCCGAUGGGGCCGGGGGUGGCGGCAGCCCCGCAGCGCCCGCGGGGCACCGGGACCUCGUCGCGGAGCCUCCAGCCGGGGAGAAGCCGCAGCGGAGCGGCGGAGCGCGGCGGGCCAGCCGCGGGCAAUAAGGCAGCGCUCGGGCCCCGAGGAAGGAAGAGGGAAGGGACAGUUAUUGCCGCGGUCUCCCCCGGGCCCUCUGCCACUUCCCAUUAAGCAUGGACGCGCAGUCCCUGGACGCGGCGGUGCAGGGCGCCCUCCGUGCGCUCUACCCGCCCUUCGAAGCCACGGCCCCGACGGUGCUGGGCCAGGUCUUCCGCCUGCUGGAGACCAGCUACCGUGGGGACGGGCUCUGCUGCCUGCUCGAGUUCCUCAUCCCAGCCAAGCGCCUCUUCGAGCACGUGCGGCAGGCGGCCUGUGCUCCCUACUUUAACUGCAUCUUUCUCCAUGAAGGCUGGCCCUUGUGUCUGCACGAGAAAGUGGUCGUCCACCUCGCGCCGCUCAACCCCCUCCUGCUGCGCUCCGGGGACUUCUACCUGCAAGCGGAGCCGUGCGAGGAGCACUCGGCGCGCAUCACCGUCAAGCACCUCUCGCAGGACCUGCGCAGCGUGGAGGAGACGCCCAUCCCCGAGGCCACCUACGCGCUGCUCUUCACCAACGAGUGGCUGGAGGAAAUUAAUUGCGACCAUGCCGGCCCCCCCCUGCACACCUGCCUGGUGGCCACUGAGAAUGGCAUCGCCCCGCUGCCGUGGAGCAAGAUCGCCACGCCAGAGUUCAUUGACAAGCCCAAGGCUGGACCCGACACCGUGCCCACGGGUGCCCCGGGCAGCCCCGCUCCUGAGCCGGCAGCAGCGAUAACACCCGCUCCCCACAGCACGGCAAGCACCGCCGAGCCCUACAGCAACGUCACGGGCACCUUCCCAGGCUGCAAGGAUGCCUCCUGGAAGUCAAACCAGGGGAGAUAUCCGGGGCUGAUCAAGGUGGACCAGGCCGGUUCGCAGCAGACGCCGGCCGUGCUGGCUGUGCCCAGCCUGCAGGAGAUCGUCAGCCAGAACCUGGAGGGGGAGUACGUGGACCUGCUGGACCUCUCCCAGGAGAAGCUGGACCUCCUGGCCAGGUCCCUGCCUCCCGCCCGCCCGGUGGGGCAGGGGGCUGCGGCGGUGCUGCCCUGGGCGAGCGGGGGCCCAAGGGUGGGCUCCUGGCCCCGUGGUGGGGGGCCGAGCUCGCAGGAGGGUCCCUGCAGCCCGUGCCAGAAGAGGAGGCUGAGUGGGGAGCCGGGGCCACACGGCCCACGGUGCCGCCACCGCGACUCCUACCUGGCCGCCCUGCAGAACCCGGUGAGCUUCGGCUCCGGGCUGAUGGCAGCCAUCCUGGAGGAGCCGGACGGCCCCGUGCCCCCCGCUACCCCAUGUAAGACCCCCGCACCGAGUGGCAGCAGGGAUGGCCACCCCAGCAGCCCCCCACUGCUCGCCCACUGCCCCCGCGGGGACAGGCCAGGGGUGACAGGGGGGGAUGCAGCAGGGCCGGGAAGCCCCCGGCUCCCCCCGACCCCUGCUCGCUCAGAGGCAGCUGGCUCUGGCCACAAGUUCUCCUUCCUGAAGGGCCCACGGCUGGGGACAGCACCCGGGGAAGGCUCCGCCAGCCAGCACGAAGGGGGCUGGAAGAAGGUGUCAGCCAUUUACUCGCCCAGGAUGGGCAGAGCCAAGGCAGCCGGGAAAGGGACGGACGCAGCGGCUGCAGCCCCCACGGAGGACCGGUCCCUGCAGAGCACGGGCAGCCAGAACGGCCCCUCGGCACCCCGGAGCCGGCAGCCCCCAGCAUGGCAGGAGCUGCACGCCGGGCUCCUGCGCUCCGGCAUCGUCUGCCUGCCAGGUGGCACGGACAAGCUGGGCAGGGCCCUCCUGCAGGUGACCACCAGCGGCAGCGCCUGGGGGGCCGCCUGGUGCUCUGCGGCUGAGCUGGCAAAGCUCUUCCUCUGCCUCUGCUCCCUCCCCAGGAAGGAUGCGAAGGACAGUGGGCUGACGGCCGUGGUGGACGCCAGGCGGCAGCCCCCCGCCCCGGCUCUGUUCUCUGCUCUCCGCUCCGUCCAGAGCGUCUCGCCAGGCUGCAUCCACAGCGUGCUGCUGCUGGCCGACAAGGAGCUGGGCGCCCACCGCGAGAGGCUGCCGGGUGUGCAGCUGGAGACCCUGACGUCGCUGAAGGCCCUGGGCCGCUACGUCGACGGCUCCCAGGUGACAGCAGAGCUGGACGGCACCUUCCCCUACUGCCACGGCGAGUGGGUUCAGUUCUUCCAGAAGCUGCAUCCCUUCGCGGCCAGCCUCAGGCGGGCGUCGGAGCUGCUGCAGAGCUGCAUCCAGGAGCUGCGGAGCGCCGACGGCCUGGCGGGGACGCAGGAUGCAGCCGCGUGCAUCGGGCGGCACCAGGAGCUGAUGCGCAGGGUGCUGAGCGACCCGCAGCUGGUCCGCCUGCAGCGCGAGGGGGGGGCCGUGCUGGCGCGGCUGCGGAGGGAGGCCGCCCGGCUCAGCACCUCGCCCCACGUCAGGGCCAGCAUGGAGGCAGCCGAGGGGCUGUACAACCAGCUGGAGGAGGAGGUUCACGACCUGGUGUCGCAGUCCAACAGCUGCCUGGAGCGCCUGGAGUUCCUCCGAAAGGUCCGGGAGCUGGAGGCCGAGUUCGGCAAGCUCGGGCGCUGGCUGGAUGGGGAGGGAGCGGCGCGGCUGCAGGAGAUGGGUGCUGAGGAGUGGAGCCCCGACAGCUUCGAGAAGUCCUUCGAGCGCUUUAACAAGUUCCUCCGUCAGGCAACGGCUCAGUACCGGCACGGCCUGGCCCUGUGUCAGGAGGCGGCUGAGGUCCAGGAUUCGGUGUUCCCCGAGGCAGACCCCUUCCAGGUGGCCGCAGCCCUUUUCCAGACGAAGCUGGUGAGCUUCUACAGGCACGUGGAGCGGCGGCAGGCGGAGCUGGAGAUGCUGCGCGAGCUCUGCAGGUUCUCCAGCAAGAUCACGUGGCUGAACGUGGGCUGCAGGCAGUGCUCAGCACGGGUGAAGCACGGGGGGAGCCCAGCAGGGUGCCCCGAGGCUCUGCAGUGCCUGGAGAGCUCCUUCCAGAAGCUGUCGGUGGAGUUCUCCAUGGAGAAGCUGCAGGAGAUGCAGGCGCAGGUGCGCAGGAUGCAGAGCAGCAGCGGGCUGGGAGCCUGGACCGAGGCAUGGCACAAGUACCAGGAGACCCGGCAGAUCCUUGAGGAGAUGCUGGCAGAGCUGCGGGAGGCCUGGGGAGCACAGGCUGACGGGCAGGGGGGCGUCCCCAGCUCCCCCGGCUCCUCGGGGUCUGCAGCCCCAGCCCACCCCGCAGCUCCCAGCCCUGAGCAAGCUGUGGCCAACGGAGCGGUGCAGGACUCGGGGCAGCCCACAGCCAGCAGCACUCCUAGCCCUGCUGUGGGCACGGAGCCACGUGAGGCCGCCUGCUCAACGCCGAAAUCCCCGCAGCCACGCUGCGACGGGGUGCAGGAGGGCGCACGCAUGGCAAAGCACUGCGGGGCGGCCGGCGGCUCCCUCCCAAAAUGCGACGGCGGAGCCCGGCAGGGGACUGGAGGAAACCCGUCCCAGGAGCGCAGCCCCCCCCGUCAGGCGCAUCCCUCCACGCCUCCUCCCCAGGCGGGUUUUCUGGGUGCUGCCCGCUUGUGUCCCCCCCUUCCAAGCAAGCCCCUGGGGCGUGGGACGGCGGCAGCCCCCAGCACGCGAGGCCAGCCGGCGGCUCAGAGGGCGGACACCACCCAGUACUUCCAGGUUUCCAGCCACAGCAGUUUCUCCUCCGAAGACUCGGACUCACAGACCUCCACUGAGGAAGCCCCAGCGGCGAGCCUGGCUGUGCCCCGGGAGCUGCCGAGCCCCCGGCUGCCCGCGCCUCUGAAAAGCCCCCCCCAGAUUGUUUACCUGGAAAACCACCGCACCGAGGGGCUGAGCAAAGCGAACGCCAAGUAAAAGCAGCCCCUUCCCGUCCGGGCUGCCUCUGUCUUUGGAUAUCUCGAUCCCUGACUGGGGCACCCCCUGCUUGGAGCUGGGGCACCGGGAUGCACUGCCCAACGCAAGGUCUCAGAUCCUUCCUUUUUUUUUUU